UUUUGGUUAUUACCGAAUAUUAUAAUAACAAGUGAACGGUGCUUGUGGCAAAGUGAUAACAUUAUUCUGUCUCGAUUAACUGCGACGAUUGAUAAACAACAGUGGUGCGCGCUCAGACAAACACGGCAGGCGCCGGGCUCAGCUCGGGUCAUGCAGGGCUUGCGCGGCGCGGGCGCAUGAUGCGUCGCGCGGGUGGCUGGGUCGCCUGGCCAGUGGCGGCGUGCGCGCUGCUGCUGGCUUGCGACCGCGCCGGGGCUGCUGACAUGUACGCCACUGGCAUAUGUCCAUCGAUGGACAUCCGAAACAACCCGGACGCGAUGGAGAAGCUGAGCGCGUGCCGGGUGAUCGAGGGUUAUCUCAGCAUCGUGCUCAUGGAGCGCGCCACCAGCGCCUCCUUCCAGAACGUCAGCUUCCCCAAGCUGCGGGAAGUCACUGGCUACAUACUGAUAUACAGAUUGAAAGGCGUACGUAACCUCGGCGACCUGUUCCCGAACCUAUCUGUGAUACGAGGCAUGCAGCUAUUCAUGGAUUUCGCUCUAGUUAUAUUCGAUAGUGGCCUUGAGUCCGUAGGACUUCGUUCUUUGACGAGGAUAGAGCGAGGGGCCGUUCGCAUCCAGAGCAACGACCGGCUCUGCUACGCUAACACCAUCGACUGGUCCCGGAUUAACGACUAUUCGGAUAAUAAUAUCAUCAGGUCAAACUACGACACGCGUCUAUGCGGCCUGUGUCCGAACGCGCAGAGUCGGAUGAAGGACCUCAAGAAGAACGACUUUCAGUGCCCGGCGGACUUUAUGGGCCGUCUACUGUGCUGGGACGACAAACAUUGUCAGAAAAAAGAUUGCCCGGCGAAGUGCAGCAACCACGCUUGCAUGGACGAUGGGACUUGUUGCCACCACACGUGUCUCGGCGGGUGUGACGGGCCCACCGCGCGCGAAUGCCACGUUUGCGCCAACUUCUCCCUCGGCUACCAUGAGAACCGCACCUGCGUUGAGAGGUGUCCCGGCAACACUUAUGAGUUGUCUAAACGCUGCGUGACGGAGCACGAGUGCCGCACAACUCCGCCGCCGCAGCAGGACGGCGCGGAGCCGGACAUGCGCGCGCCCAACAUACGCGCCUACAAGCUGCUGCACAACCGCUGCGUCUACUUCUGCCCCAACGGAUAUAUGGAGGUCGGAGACAGACAUAACUCCACAUGCCAGCUGUGUCCGAAAAAGGGUUGCAAGCAGGACUGCACGGGCGGCAAGAUCCGCUCCGUCACCUCUGCUGAACGGUUCCGCGGGUGCACGCAUGUCAGGGGCUCGCUGGAUAUAUCACUUCGGACGACCGGCGGCGGUAACACAAUGGCUGUGAUGGAGCAAGCGCUGGGCGAGAUCCGCGAGAUCUCGGGCAUGCUGCGCAUCGUGCGCUGCUACCCGAUCGUGUCGCUCAUGUUCCUGCGCAACCUGCGCGUCAUCGGCGGCCUGGAGACCGACAAUAAAGGCCAGAGCCUAUACAUAUUCAACAAUCCAAAUCUAGAGUUGCUAUGGAAGUGGUCGACCCACGGCAACGUAACCGUCCAGAGGGGCAAACCGUUCGUGCACUUCAACCCUAAGCUAUGCUACAAGAACAUAGAAGAGCUUAAAAACAUGAUCCACGAUCCGUCGUCCACUUUCAGCGAGAUCGAAGUGUCGCGCGACAACAACGGGGAUCAAGCAUCUUGCUACGAAGAGAUGCUGCACCUGAACGUCCACGAGCUGCGGCAGGACUUCGCCAUCCUCACGUGGAACAUGUACUGUAUCGACGACAUGCGCAAGUUGCUCGGCUUCUCCAUCUACUUCGUGGCGGCUGACCACAACGUCACGCUGUAUGGCCAACGCGACGCUUGCUCUGACAUAUGGAACGUUCGAGAUCAAACGAUCGAGGAAGUGUUGAACCGGACCGAUACCCCGAAGAACAAGGAGAAGAAGGUGGUGCUGGAGAGCUCCUGCAGCAAGGUGCAGCCGCUGUUCUAUCCGAUCACGAACCUGACGCCCUUCACGCGGUACGCGGCCUACGUCAAGACGUACACCACGCAGCAAGACAAGCGCGGCGCGCAGAGCCCCAUCAUUUACUUCAAGACCCUGCCCGGGUCUCCCAGUCCGCCGGUCGGGCUCAACGUGGAGACGCUGAAGCAGAACUCCGCCACCAUCAAGUGGCAGCCGCCCGCCAUGUCCAACGGCACCAUCGCCUUCUACCACGUGGAGGUGCAGGCCAACCACUACAACCGGCCCAAGAUACUCGCGCUCAACGUCGACUACUGCACCAAUCCGAACGCGCUGGUGAACCUGAUCGCGGUGCGCGGCGAGGAGGGCGCCGCGGGCGCGGGCGCGGACAAGAAGGAGCAGUUCCUGACGGGCGAUGUGAAGGGCGACAACUGCGUGUGCCGCGAGGACUCGCGCCCCGCCAAGCGGUUCAGCUCCAUGGCGGAGGAGGAGCGCAUGGAGACCAUCGACUUUGAGAACUCCGUGCAGAACCUGGUAUACAUAAAGAAGACGAUGAACGAGUCAGCGUCGACGCGCAUCCGUCGCUCCAUCGACGCCAGCGUCGACAGCAUGCUGGUCAUCCUCAGCGCCGCCCACAAACCGUCCUUCGGCAGCAACUACACCAACGUCACCGACGGAAAGUACGUGAAGAGCCGGUUCUUCGACCUGGAGGGCACCACGCGCUCGCUGACGGUGGACAACCUGCGCCACUUCACGUGGUACACCGUCAACGUGUGGGCGUGCCGCGAGAAGCACGAAAACGAGACACAGACCGACUACGUGAUGACGUACUGCUCCACGCGAGCGCACUAUACCUUCCGCACGCUCGAAAAACUGAAUGCGGAUGUGGUGCAAAAUCUCAACGUCGCGAUGGUGAAUAAAACGGUGCCCGAACUGAACGUGACGUGGCUGCCGCCCGAGGACCCGAACGGUUUCGUUGUAGCGUACAGCGUGCGAACUACGCGCGUCGAAGAUGGUAAUCAGGAACUGGGCCUGGCGAGCUGCAUCACAGCGGAGGACUACGAGGCGAUGGGGCGCGCCAUGGUGGUGCGCAACCUGGUGCCGGGCAACUACUCCGUGCGCGUCAAGCCGCUCACGCUCAGCGGCGCGGGCAACAUGUCCAGCGACUUCUACGUGUUCAUACCGGAGCGCUCGGCGGACAUGAACUACGGCUGGGUGUGGGGCGUGGUGGGCGGCUGCGCGGCGCUGAUGGCGCUGGUGGCGGGCGGCGUGUGGUACGCGCGGCGCGCGCUGCUGCCGCUGGCGGAGACCAACAAGCUGUUCGCGACCGUCAACCCGGAGUACGUGUCCACCGUGUACGUGCCCGACGAGUGGGAGGUGCCGCGCGGGCACAUCGAGUUCAUUCGCGAGCUGGGCCAGGGCUCUUUCGGCAUGGUGUAUGAAGGUAUUGCGAAGGACAUUGUAAAAGGCAAACCGGAAACUCGAUGCGCUGUGAAAACUGUCAAUGAACAUGCCACUGACAGGGAGCGCAUCGAGUUCUUGAACGAGGCGUCGGUGAUGAAGGCGUUCGACACGUUCCACGUGGUGCGGCUGCUGGGCGUGGUGUCGCAGGGGCAGCCCACGCUCGUGGUCAUGGAGCUGAUGGAGUGCGGCGACCUCAAGACGUACCUGCGCUCGCACCGCCCCGACGCAGACUCCUCGCUGCCCAAGAAGGGCACCACCAACGCGCCGCCCACCAUGCAGAACAUACUGCAGAUGGCUAUAGAGAUAGCGGACGGCAUGGCCUACCUAUCGGCCAAGAAGUUUGUGCACCGCGACCUGGCGGCGCGCAACUGUAUGGUGGCCGGCGACCUCACCGUGAAGGUGGGGGACUUCGGCAUGACCAGAGACAUUUAUGAGACUGAUUACUAUAGGAAGGGCACCAAGGGCUUGCUACCCGUACGGUGGAUGAGCCCUGAAAGCUUAAAAGAUGGGGUGUUUUCAAGUAACACCGACGUAUGGAGUUAUGGGGUUGUGUUAUGGGAGAUGGCCACGCUCGCUAUGCAACCAUAUCAGGGGCUAUCAAACGAGCAAGUGCUGCGUUACGUGGUGGAGGGCGGCGUCAUGGAGCGGCCCGAGCACUGUCCCGACCGGCUGUACGAGCUCAUGCGGGCUUGCUGGGCGCACCGCGCCAACCAGCGGCCCUCCUUCCUGCAGCUCGUGGCCAACCUGGCGCCCACCGCGCAGCCCUACUUCCGCCACCGCUCCUUCUUCCACACGCCGCAGGGCCAGGAGAUGUACGCUCUGCAGCGCACCGCCACUGUGGAGGAGGAGAGUGAGUCGGCGGAGGUGAACGUGGGCGCCGUGGCGACGGGCUCGGGCUCCAACCUGUUCGGCGUGUCGGGCCGCCUGGCGUCGUGGGUGCGCGAGCUGCCGUCGCUGCGCUCGCGCGCCGACGACGACGCCGCCGCCGAGCCGCUGGCGCCGCCCGAGCCGCGCGCCAUCCCGCUCAAGCGCGCCGGGCCCAACGGCGUGCUGCGCGAGCCCGCCUGCUAGCCGGCCCCCCGCCCCCGCACCGAUAUCUACCUCAGGCCGCGGCGCCGCCCGGCUCUUCGAAUCCUAGUGAGCGUAGCUACACCGCGCGCCGCCCGACCCGGCGGCCUCUGCAUUUAUUAGUACAGGAUCCCGAUAUGAGACGACCUUCACCCAUCUGUUUAUUGGAUGAAAUUAUUUUUAUAUGAAAUUAAAUAUAUUAAUAAAUAUAUUGCUAAAGGGUUACCUAUAAAAUUCAGUUCAGAAUAUUUUGUCUUUUUUACUUUUCACUGGUUAGGUUAAUAGACAAAUUCCUAAAAAAUAAAAAAAGUACGCAGGUAUAACAGGUAAAUCUGUAUUAGUAACUAACACUGACCUAUCAAUUGGAUUAAAGUUAAAAUUUCAUUACGAACACGGUGUUAUAGGGUAGUAUGCAAAAAAAUUGUCCUAGAUUUCGGACAUCAUCAUAAUCAUUGGCAAUAUAUUUAUUGACAUGUUUAAUUAGAUAUAAAAUACUUUUCAUGCAGUAAACAGAUGGGUGAAGGUAGUUUCUAAUUCGGAUCUUAGACUAUAUCGCGUCGAGCGCCGCGCGGGCCGGACCGAAUCCUAUAUAGUUUACCUCACUAAUAUAGUUGUAUCGAUGUCAUUUGUGACGCAGCCUAUUAUCGUUAAGUUUACCGUGUAAGCUGUAAAGUGUGUAUAGUACGUGACGUAGCGUGGUGGUGUACAAAUUACUUUAGUUCGUUUAUAUUUGACCGCGAGACUCGUAGUUAGCUUAAGGUUUUGUUGUUGUGAGCGCUUUUUUUGAAAGCGCGUCGCGUCGCUCGCGGCCGCCCGCUGAUAAUACUCAUAGGUCGAUCGGCGUGUCGUUUUGUUUGUCGUUUCUAUUGUUAGUGCGAGAUCCGGCAUAUGGAAUAUAUACUCUCAUCUGUUAUUUAUUUGAGAUAGAAAAUAAUAACAAAUGAGGGUAUAUAUUUAUAAUGUCGGAUUUUAGACCAUAUGUAAUGAGGAAAUAAUUUUCAUGGAUCGGAUUUAGCCACCGAAGACUUACCAAUCAAAACGCUAAAUUAAGAUUUUGUUAUACUGUAUUUAGAUACGUUAUUAUUUUGUACGCGUUGUGCAAUUAAAUCGAAGGCGACCAUUCGUGUACAUAAGACGUAACUGAAAUCGAUGUGUUCCGUAUCAAUUACAAUGCAAUAGAUAAUCUGCCAUUGUUGUUACAUAGUCGUUAUAUAUGAUAAUUUUACGAUUAUAGCGUAGUGUGAAUUACCUACUCGUAUACUCCGUAGAAAAAUCUAGUCGGUUCGCUAGACCUUUACUAAACUGACAACUGGACUCGUUGUUCGUAGAGCUACGAUCGAUUUAGUUGACUAAAUCAUUUGUUAUCCCGUUAAAGCUCACCAGUGACUUGUGCCCGCGCUGUGACACCUUUAUGCCUAAAAUUCGCCCACGACAUAUCUCGAGAAGAGAUAAGACAACCGUCGACCAAUAGCGUCGCAAAACAAACUUCACUCCCACAGUAAAUAAUUUAUGAUCAAUAAUUAGAUUAAUUACAACACAAAACUUUAUUGCACAAAAUCACUAACGCAACUAGCAGCGUGACGGCGUUCGCGCUACCUAACAAAGAACUGAACUCAAGUUAUCAAGUACCCUCUUAUUUAUACACCGUUGCAACACAUACCUCCUUUUUUAAAAAAUAAAAAUAAUUAAUGUUUAUAUCACCCAUACUCGAGGAAUUCGUAACACUGGGGUUCAUGGAUUUAGGAGGCACCUAAUGACUCGUCUGAGACUUUAUUUCAAGUACCUUAUACUAAUUUUCAAGUAUAGACAAUUUGUUGUCCACAAAUCGUAUCAGAGUCCACUGUAGUGAUCACUUGGUGGUAUCACUUUGAUGUUACUUCGGUUUGAUCCAUAAGUCAAAUGCCCCUAUUGACUCGGAAAUUCUCGUAUCCCUCUACAAAACAGGGGGUAAACAAGUAUACCUUUGGUAUAAACAUUAUAGAGCCAUUGUGGACCUUAUAUCUCUAAUAAUACGGUCCUCCGUAACAAUAUUUUUCGUCUUUCAAUAUAUUUGUCUUUUUCUCGUCUGAGAUAUGUCGUGGUCGUAUCUUAGACCUGCUGCACGCUCGCUUUAUAACAUUACAAAAUUUAGUUACCAUUGUAUUGUACAUAUCUGUUGUAUUGAAAAUACGACUUUAUGAUGAGAAUCGUUAGAUCAAUUUUACUUUGACGUAAUAUAACUUUGAUACUCGCCUUGUGUUGCGUGCAGUUGUCGCAGCGAGGACAUUAGCGCCGCGGUCUAUACGCGUCGAGCAACGGGAAGCAUGUAUUGAUGCUUUUACAGUAAUUCAUUAGAAUAAAGAGUUAUAUUCGAAAUUUUUAAUAAAAAAAAAUUUAAAAUAGUUAAAGAUUUUAAAUAAUACAAUUCUUUAUUAUGUAAAAUAUACGCUAGACGCACUAUAUGUUACAGUUUGUAAUAGCCAUUUGUAUAUGUCCAACCAAAGUUAGACUCCAUUAUACAACAAUCCUGGACAUCGGCGCCAGUCGACGAUGUUAAUGACUUUACGAUAAUGUGGUUUAAGGGUAUAAACGAGUGCCUUCAUAAAUCCAGCCUUCAUUGGAAUGCAGGAUUGUUGAUUGAAAGAGGAACAUGACACAACACACACGAACGUUCGGUUUUAUUUUUAAUUUGUGAGGUGAAUCGUUACAUUAGCUAUAUCGGGCAACCCGCGUUUAGAGUCGCUGCGUAUUCGAACGCUCAUCACAUUUUCCACCAAUCAGAUGCUCGAUAGAUGAUAGACGUGUUACAUUUAUCUAAUGAUUUGAUUGGUGUGAAUUCUGUGUUUGAAUGCACUGUGAGAUAUAGGUGAAACAUUUUACCCUGACUUUACUUUCACUGUGUUUGUGCAGUUUCUAUGAGUAUUCUUCCGCUUAUUUAUAGACACUAUUUGUAUAUUUGUGUGUAUAUAAAUAAGUUCAAUAUGUGAAUAUGUUUCCGCUAGGUUAAAAUAAUUCACCUAUAUCAAUACAACAAGGAGUCCCUACGUUUUUGCACAAAUCGAUCUGACAAGCGCACACAAUUUCAUUUGCGGAUUUGGAAACAACAUUUUUCCUUGACGAAGAAUUAUUUUGUAAAUAUUUCCAAAAAGCUAAAUUUAAAUUAUAAUAACCAUUUUUUGAACAACUUUCCGAUUUCUUAGUCAAGGGAAUAUGGCAAACAUAACUUUCAGUUAAAUUUAUUUAAAAAAAAUCUAUUUAAAAAAUCUACGUAUUUGCUGAAGCUAUUGCGACGUGAGACCUCCAAAGUUGUAGUUUUAUAUUUCUGAAUAGGUUUUUAUUUAAUUAAGGACAGCUAAAAUAGUUAAAAAUAACAACAUCGAGAAUGGGCUUGUGGUGUGGACAAUUUUUAGAUGAAUUUGCUAUUAGGUGGUACACGUAUGUUAUAAUAAUAUAAUUAUACAUCAUAUUAUAAAUCGCGCUGAUAUUUGGAUUUGAUCCACGAAACUUAAACUUAAUUAAAAAAAUAUUGUAUAUAACCUUAUUGAUUACGAUCGCAUUGUUAAUGGAUUGUUAACGACUUAAAAUUAAUGAAAUAAAUUAAUAAAAUAUAAAUUCCAUUGUAUAUAGUGGGCUCAAGGCGCGUUGCAUUUAGUCUUAACUAUCACUUCCAGUGACUUAACCAGUUUUUUGUAAGGAUAAAUUAAUUUAAAAAAAAAUAAACGAGAAACUCGACGUUUAAGAUAUUGCAUAGUGCCUUAAGCUUACGAAUGUAAACAUUACAGGUCGCUACAUAUUAUAUCGAAACAUACUUUUAAAUCUGUAAUCUAAAGCGCCGUUUCCACGAGCGGGCCCGUCGCUGCGUUAUUAAAUUAAAUACUCCCAAAUAAAGAUUCAACUGACUUUGACGAAUACAACUCCGUUAACCAGUCCCUGUAGAUUUACCAAAAUUGCACGAAGUCAGAGAUCAAUACUGAUUUCAAUAUAAAACCUUGCAUUAAAAAAAAUACUUCUAUAAUAAUAUUAAGCCUCGAUAGUUCAAUAAUGGUUUGACUGAAAGUGAAAAUUAAAUUGUCCCAGGCUUUAAAUUGUCUCAUAUUCCAAGAACGUUUUUUUGCUUUUGAAGACUAAACAAAAUAUAUGGCAGUACAACGUAAGCGGGUGGAACGUGGCGACAAACUCGCUCGUGGAGACGGCGCCUAAAGGCCGGGAGUAGUUCAAUGUAACGUAUACAAUUUAUUUAUGAGAGCAUAUAUGUUGAUAAAAAUUCGUGUAUAACAAAAACAGAAAUUACUGUAUCAAGUCGCAAUGAUUUUUCGUUUUUGCCAUCAUCUAAUAUGGUUAUUUCAGAGCAAUAAUGUUAUAUUCACUGUAUUUUGUUAAAAUGUCCAUGUUAGAAACAUAAUAUUACCCUGCUGAGCAAUGUCCGAUAUUUCAAUAAGUGUUGCUCUUAUAAUAUGCAAAAACUAUUUUUAAGUACUUAACUUUUAUCAGGAACUCUAAUACAAUGGAUUUUACGGAGGUGUUAAACAAAUCUAUCUACAUUAUAUGUUCUAAGUUAACUUAUGGAAAUUACCUUAUAGUUGUGUCUUUCUUGAACCAGUAAUUGCUCGUAUCCGUUCCAUUGGCUCAUCGAACUGUUACAUUGUACUCCCGGCUUCACAUGGAAGCUAACUUGGCUGGAGUGUCGUUAUGAUAGCAACUCGAUUGUAACAUUGUCACAGACACUCCACCGCUCCGUAUACAGAACAUUUAAGAUGUACCUAUGCAGCAAAGACGUACCGCCAAGCGAUUUAGCGUUCCGGUACAAUGCCGUGUAGAAACCGAAAGGGGUGUGGAUUUUCAUCCUCCUAACAAGUUAGCCCGCUUCCAUCUUAGACUGCAUCAUCACUUACCAUUUGUAAGAGAUUGUAGUCAAGGGCUAACUUGUAAAGAAUAAAAAAAAAAAAAAAAGAUACCCCGGCGUGGAGACGCCAUUAAUGUUAAGGGCAGCUAGAGUGAGAUGAGGGCGCGUUGGCGUGGAGUGGCUGUGCUAGGUGUCGCACAACGUCGCCUCGCACGGCGUUCCUUGCGGGCUUUGGUCUAUUCGUUAUGCAUAUCAUGGGUGUUCGCUGUGACGUUCGAUAUCGCACUCGUAAUUGCAUUUUGUGACGUCAUUAAUGUAAUUAAUAGAAUGACACUAUCAGUAACAGUUUGUACCAGUGGCGGAUUUGCAAAUUUGCCGCCAGUAGGCUGUUGAAUUUUUGCAGUCCCUACUGAACUUUGAAAUUCGAUAGUAUCCUAGUUUGCAAUCAAUACAAUUGUCUAAAAUUGUGUCAAUAAAAUUGCAAUUUUUAAUAUUAUUAUGUGUAGUAUACAGGACGUACAGGACUAAAAUAUUAACAUUAUAGUUACAUUCCUUUUAUUUCUGUAGAAGAUUCUAAGUAAGAUUCUAUAAUAGUUUUCCUGUAAAGAUAAUUUGAUCCAUCUGCUUGAUCACCAUCCAUUCGUUUGAAAAUUAACAUGUUAUUACAGUGGCGUAGCGUGCCUUAAAGGGGCCCUGUUUCAAAGUUAGAUGUAGGGGCCCUAAAUGAAAAGUAAUUUCAUACAAUAAAUAUGACAGUGACUUUUUAACCUAUACUUUGUACCUAUACUUGUACUUGUACUUUAUACUUUGUACUUUUAAUUAUGUAGAAUGUUUCCAACUUUUGCUUAACACGGGAUAAAAAGAGAUUGCUUUUUUUACUUCACAAUUUCUGGAGUGAAACUCCAAAAGAAGAUUAUUUUUCGGAAAGCACCAGAUUCAGUGAAAUUCUGAAUAAAUUAUACUCAUUUUUGCUUGCACAUGUUAAGACCCCCUGUAGUCUGGGGGCCCCAUAUCAUUGAUACGGCUGAUACGGCGGUAGCUACGCCCCUGUGUUAUUACUUAAUAUAAUAAUAGUGACGUCACACAAUACAAAUAGCGAGUACUUGUCAUAGAGAAACAGUAGGUUUUACUCGUUAACAGAUAUGAAGUAGGUAGGGCGUAAAACAUUUGGUUUUAACAAAUAUAAAUUAUGUUGGAUAACUUUAAUUGAAUUCAAUUCCAUUCCAUUCAAUUGCAAUAAUAUGACAACACAAGAUGGUAUGAUGAAUUUGAUUUGAUUGUAAAAUUUAAAUAUAUUGCUUAGUUCCUUACCGUACGACCGACUUUAUUAGUUACUGCGACAAAUAAAUGAAAAAACUACUGUAUAUAAUAAAUGCAAUAAAUACAAUACAGUCCUUGUUAUCGUAAAUAGGUAAUUCCAAAUCUAAUUGUUAAGUAAUUAUGAAGAUUAGAUUUGAUAUUGAUAUUAAAAUAACAUUUCUAUAAUGUGAGAUAAAAUAUAAGUAAUUGUACCGCAGGUACUUACUGGUAAUAAUUUUGAUUCAAAUUCGAAUUUCGUUUAAUCAGUUGAAUAUAUAUGUUUCUUUUUGUUAGGUAUUUUUAUACAUUUUUAUAAAAUACAUAACAUUUGUAACUUAUAGGGCCGGUUGUACAUAAAUAAUAAAUUGUAAUAAUGGUAAAAAAAAUAUUUAUUCAUUGUCUCUGAGAAAAGUUAUUCCAAUUAUACAAAAAUCGGCACUGUUGUUCUGUGACAUUUCAAUUGUAACUAUGGUUUAAUUGUAUUGGCUUUACGAGUCUAGAUUUUAAGCCUGACGGUUUGGAUCUAGAUUUUAUUGAGUUCCUAGGUUCAAUCCCCAAUAUUGCAUUUUUAUCGUACUCCUACCCUACUCCUAACGUAGGUUUUUCUUUUAUGGAGAGGUAAGGAUAAGUCAAAUGUUAUAUUAUGAAACAAAUAUUGUCCAUGUUGGAUUAUACAAUACAGCACACAAAUUGUAGUUACGAUUUCAAUGUCAUAUAAUCAGAUCCCAGUGCUAAAUACAGAACACAGACUAUCUGUCCCAAAUGCUUGUGCUAAUCCGGACAAGCUCUUAUUAUUAUCAGUAUUUGUUAUUUAUUAUUUUCUCCACCUGACUAAGGCACUUUACCUCAUUUUAGUGAUUAUGUUAUUCGUUAAUUGUGGACUGAUAAAAUAAUUUCCAAUCGAUGUGUUCCUCGUGUGAGUGUGCGUGUUGUGUAUAGUGUCGGGGUGGCGUUGUGCUAUCUAUAUGCUCAGUUUAGAUACAAACUCACCAAACUAUUAAGAUAGUGGUCCCAGUUCGGCUGUACACAGAUCUCUUCAACAGUGGCGUAGCUUACUUUGGAGGGGCCCUGUAUCAAAGUUAGUUCGGGAGCCCAUUAGACGAGCCAAAUCCCAAAAAUCUUUUGUUUUUUUUUCUCCGGGAGGCAACAAAUUAAGUGAGAUUGUGGUUUAAAUUUUAUAGUUUUUGCUUUCAGACCUAAGGGGCCCCUAAAGUAGCCCGAGGGCCCCGUAUCAUUGAUACGGUGGUAGCUACGCCCCUGUUCUUCAAGUUUUAGAUUAGUUAACUCAAUUUCCACACUCAAAAGUAGUGCUUUCGUAUAUCGGAAUGUAUUAUAAUGUAGAGACAGCACUACUUUAAGUUUGUCAAUUUAGUGUAGGUCAGCGUUUUGUGUACAACCGGAGUAGCACCAGUGUAUAAUUUUAUAUUUAAUUUAAUGAAAACCGAGUACCUAUUAAUAAUAAUUUUAAUAUUUAUAUUAUUAAAAAAAAGUUACAAGAAUUAGCAAAAAAAAAAUAGUUUUGAAUAUCGAUGUAUCCUAAAAAUAACCCUUGUUUAAAUAUAUUUUAUACCAAGUUAAUAAAAACAAGGUCUAUAACGUUCUUAAAAUAAAAUUUGUUUUUUAA
Molecule: messenger RNA, 12238 nt
Organism: Bicyclus anynana (squinting bush brown)
Lineage: Eukaryota; Metazoa; Arthropoda; Insecta; Lepidoptera; Nymphalidae
Gene: InR
Product: insulin receptor
Exons: 26
Coding region: 177-4496 (1439 amino acids)
Biological process (GO): multicellular organism development; cell surface receptor protein tyrosine kinase signaling pathway; positive regulation of MAPK cascade
Cellular component (GO): membrane; axon; insulin receptor complex
Molecular function (GO): insulin receptor substrate binding; insulin receptor activity; ATP binding
Source: RefSeq, a predicted model, not a curated record